Drosophila montana is the source of this 2037-nucleotide messenger RNA. Its product is annotated as venom serine protease Bi-VSP. The coding region runs from base 171 to 2000 and encodes 609 amino acids. Lineage: Eukaryota; Metazoa; Arthropoda; Insecta; Diptera; Drosophilidae. The record is from RefSeq and is a predicted model, not a curated record. Gene Ontology annotation, molecular function: serine-type endopeptidase activity. Gene Ontology annotation, biological process: proteolysis. The transcript is spliced from 7 exons.
UCGAACCGGUUCGCUUCAUAAACGACUUCCCCUUGGGGUAAUUAUUGCUGAUCCAAACACCCCUUUUUGCUGCUAAACCGGCCCUGUGCAAUGCGCUUCCGUUCUGGAAAAAACUGCAAAGCGAAAAGUCAACAAAACGUGAAAAUUACAAUUUUAAUUCGAAUAAUUUGAUGAAAUGCUCAUUUAACUGGGACAGUUGCUUAGUUAAUGGCAGCGGCUGCAUUUGGCCAGUUUUGCCAGUUCGCUGGCAACAUUUGUGGCAGCUGCACGGGAUCAAAAAAAAAAUGCUGCUGGAUGAGUUCUGUGUGAAGGUCUAUUUCUGGCCAUUUCUAUCGUACUUGGCCAGCAUUAAGGGCUGGUGUCCGCCAUAUCCGCCAGGUUAUUACACCUUCUAUCCAUUGCCCCAGCCGCCGACAGUGCCAUUAACAACGUCCACAUCCAACUACGCAGUGUAUCCGACGUUUCAACCGACGCCGCCGUUUCCCACUCCAGGAAGCACAUCAUCAUCAACCUCAUCCACAUCCACAACAACAACAUCGACUACGAGUACUUCAUCAUCGGCAACGACGACAACAACAACAACCGGCAGCACUUCGUCGGGCAGCACCUUUCCCGCGCCCACGUGUCCAUCGUCGCCGUUUGUGUGUCUGCCUGGAGGCGUGCGUCCACUGCCGGAUUGCCCCUGCAUCGAUCCGAGGCAGCAGCAGCAGCAGCCGCCUGCUAUCGGUUCGGAUAUGAUGGUCUUUAUGCCACUGAAUCCAGGUCGACGUCGUCGUCGUCGCCGGCGGCCCCAGCUGCAGAGCUGCCAGGAUGCACGCGGUCGCGCCGGCAGCUGUGUGCCGUUGGGCAGCUGCGCUCACCUGAUCCAGGAGUACCAGGCGGCGGGCACAGCUGGCAGCGACUUUCUGUCGUUUCUGGGACAGUCCAUUUGCGGCUUCGAUGGCGCCAGCUUUCUGGUCUGCUGCGCGGCGUCUCGUGCGCCCCUGGUCAGCCGAAGCCCCAAGGAGUAUGCGCUGCCCAGCGGUCCACCGAUUGGCGCCUUUUCCUUCUCCUCGCUGGGCGCCGCAGCCACGCAGCCGCCCGGGCAGCCCAUCAGCGUCUUUCAGCCCACGCCGCCUGUCAACCAAGCUCCAGGAAUAGUAACUGCUCCUGCUCCAUCUCCAGCCGUACAGCCGAGCGACUGUGGCAUUGGAGGCGCCACCACAAAUCGCGUGGUGGGCGGAUUGCCGGUGCGCAGAGGUACCUAUCCGUGGAUUGCGGCGCUGGGCUACUUUGAGGAGACCAAUCGAAAUGCCCUGAAGUUUCUCUGCGCCGGCAGCCUGAUUAGUUCGCAAUUUGUCGUCACCUCGGCGCACUGCAUCAAUCCAAUGCUGACCCUGGUCAGGCUCGGUGCACACGAUCUGUCCAAGUCCGCCGAGCCGGGUGCCAUCGAUUAUCGCAUCAGGCGCAGCAUUGUUCAUGAGCAAUACGAUUUGGCUUCCAUUGCGAAUGAUAUUGCGCUAAUUGAGCUGAACGUGUUAUUUUUUUUACCAGGCGAUAUACGUCCCAUUUGCCUGCCCGAGGCGAGCAGGUUCCAGCGCGAGGAUCAAUUCGUGGGCAUGAAUCCGUUUGUGGCGGGCUUUGGGGCAACCAAACAUCAGGGCGCCACCUCCAACGUGCUGCGCGAUGCACAGGUGCCCAUUGUCUCGCGGCAGAGCUGCGAGCAGAGCUACAAGUCUGUCUUUCAGUUUGUCCAAUUUAGCGACAAGCUGAUCUGCGCUGGCAGCUCCAGUGUCGAUGCCUGCCAGGGGGAUUCCGGUGGACCACUUAUGCUGCCGCAGCUGGAUGGCGGCAUCUAUCGCUAUUACUUGCUGGGCAUUGUUUCCUUUGGCUAUGAGUGCGCCAAGCCUGGCUUUCCGGGCGUCUAUACGAGAACCAGCAGCUACUUGAACUGGAUACAUCACAUAUUACGUGGCGUUUCCAGGGGCAGAGCACGGCGAUUUGUCACGCACAAUCCUUGACUUGAAAAAGAUACCUGUUCCCAAAAAUAUAGCACUU